CAGCAGGCGGGCGGGCGGGCGGGCAGGGCGGCGGGAUCCGACGUGGGCGCUGGACCGGGCUGCCUGAGCCCCAUUGACUGAACCCCGCCCGCGCGGCCCGGCUCCUGGCCAGCAGAGACCCCGCGGGCAGCCGGCAGCGGCGCAGGCAGCAUGGGGAACCGGGAGAUGGAGGAGCUGAUCCCGCUGGUGAACCGCCUGCAGGACGCCUUCUCGGCGCUGGGGCAGAGCUGCCUGCUGGAGCUGCCGCAGAUCGCCGUGGUGGGCGGCCAGAGCGCCGGCAAGAGCUCGGUGCUGGAGAACUUCGUGGGCAGAGACUUUCUCCCUCGAGGAUCAGGCAUCGUGACAAGACGGCCUCUUGUACUACAGCUUGUUACUUCCAAAGCAGAAUAUGCUGAAUUUCUACAUUGCAAAGGAAAAAAAUUUACAGAUUUUGGUGAAGUUCGCCAUGAGAUUGAAGCAGAGACAGACCGAGUGACCGGCAUGAAUAAGGGCAUCUCCUCCAUACCCAUUAACCUACGAGUCUAUUCCCCACACGUGUUAAAUCUCACCUUGAUCGACCUGCCUGGGAUUACUAAGGUGCCCGUGGGAGACCAGCCGGUGGAUAUUGAGCAUCAGAUCAGGGAAAUGAUCAUGCAGUUCAUCACGCGGGAAAACUGUCUGAUUCUGGCUGUCACCCCAGCCAACACCGACCUUGCGAACUCAGAUGCGCUAAAGCUGGCUAAAGAUGUGGACCCUCAAGGUCUGAGAACCAUUGGCGUCAUCACCAAACUGGACCUCAUGGAUGAGGGAACGGAUGCCAGGGACAUUCUAGAGAAUAAGCUGCUGCCUCUUCGCAGGGGUUACGUGGGGGUGGUGAACAGAAGCCAAAAGGACAUUGAUGGGAAGAAGGACAUCAAGGCCGCCAUGCUGGCGGAGAGGAAAUUUUUCCUCUCACACCCGGCUUACAGACAUAUUGCCGACCGGAUGGGGACCCCGCACCUACAGAAGGUCCUUAAUCAGCAACUCACCAACCACAUUCGAGACACCUUGCCGAACUUCAGAAACAAACUGCAGGCCCAGAUGCUCUCCAUAGAACACGAAGUUGAGGCCUACAAGAACUUCAAGCCCGAGGACCCCACCAGGAAGACCAAAGCCCUGCUGCAGAUGGUCCAGCAGUUUGCCGUGGACUUUGAGAAGAGAAUUGAGGGCUCAGGCGAUCAAGUAGAUACCCUGGAGCUCUCAGGGGGUGCGAAGAUCAAUCGCAUCUUCCACGAACGCUUUCCUUUCGAGAUAGUAAAGAUGGAGUUCAACGAGAAGGAACUGCGAAGAGAAAUAAGUUACGCCAUCAAAAACAUACACGGCAUCAGGACAGGGCUGUUUACUCCAGACAUGGCGUUUGAAGCAAUAGUCAAAAAGCAAAUUGUGAAGCUGAAAGGGCCUUCCUUGAAGAGUGUAGAUCUGGUAAUGCAAGAAUUAAUCAACACCGUCAAGAAGUGUACCAAAAAACUGGCAAACUUCCCCAGGCUGUGCGAGGAAACGGAGCGGAUUGUGGCAAACCACAUUCGGGAGCGGGAAGGGAAGACCAAGGAUCAGGUACUACUGUUGAUUGACAUCCAAGUCUCCUACAUCAACACCAACCACGAGGAUUUCAUUGGCUUCGCAAAUGCUCAGCAGAGGAGCAGUCAGGUUCACAAGAAAAACACAAUUGGAAAUCAGGGAACCAAUCUUCCGCCUUCAAGGCAAAUUGUGAUUCGCAAGGGCUGGCUCACCAUCAGCAACAUCGGCAUCAUGAAAGGAGGCUCCAAGGGAUACUGGUUUGUCCUGACUGCAGAAAGCCUGUCCUGGUAUAAAGAUGACGAGGAAAAAGAAAAGAAGUAUAUGCUUCCCUUGGACAACCUGAAAGUUAGAGAUGUGGAAAAAAGCUUUAUGUCCAGCAAGCACAUCUUUGCCAUCUUUAACACAGAACAAAGGAAUGUAUACAAAGACUAUCGCUUCCUUGAGCUGGCCUGUGAUUCGCAGGAGGACGUGGACAGCUGGAAGGCCUCUCUGCUAAGGGCUGGCGUCUAUCCCGACAAAUCUUUAGGGAACAGCAAAACUGAAAAUGAUGAGAACGGCCAAGCAGAAAACUUUUCCCUGGACCCCCAACUGGAGAGGCAGGUGGAGACCAUUCGCAACCUGGUGGACUCCUACAUGUCCAUCAUCAACAAAUGUAUCCGAGAUCUCAUUCCAAAGACAAUAAUGCACCUGAUGAUCAAUAACGUGAAGGAUUUUAUAAACUCGGAGCUCCUAGCACAGUUGUACUCCUCGGAGGACCAGAACACUCUGAUGGAGGAGUCCGCGGAGCAGGCCCAGCGCCGGGAUGAAAUGCUUCACAUGUACCAGGCCCUUAAAGAAGCCCUCGUGAUCAUCGGCGACAUCAACACGGCCACCACGUUCAUCCCUGCCCCGCCGCCCGUGGACGACUCCUGGAUACAGCACACUCGCAGGUCGCCCCCUCCGAGCCCCACCACCCAAAGGAGGCCGACACUGAGCACCCCCCUGGCCCGGCCUGGUUCCGGCCGAGGGCCCCCUCCUGCCAUCCCGUCCCCGGGACCCCACUCGGGGGCUCCCCCAGUUCCAUUCCGGCCGGGCCCGUUGCCGCCCUUCCCCAACAGCAAUGACACGUACGGAGCCCCUCCGCAGGUCCCCUCCCGGCCCACCAGGGCCCCUCCCAGUGUCCCCAGCCGGAGACCACCCCCAUCACCAACUCGUCCCACUAUAAUCCGUCCACUAGAAUCCUUAUUAGACUAAACGGAGUGUCUGGCAUGGCAGUUAAUUACUAACGAAUUGUAUGAAAGCAACAUAUUUGAUAACCAUUGCAGUAAAUCAUGAGUAGUCGCAUGUGUGGACAUCAGUAGACAAGUAACCAGUUUUACUAAUGCAUCUGUCACUCAUCUGCAUUGCUCAUGGUAUGUCAAACCAUUGGGGUUUGACUCUUGGAAACUGCUGACCCUUCGAGCCUUCCUAUGUUGUAUCGACCAAGGUAGGUUUGUAUGGCAGCCCUGUACCUUGGGGACAAUAUGCCUACACUGGCAUAUAUUUGAAAUUUCUUUGAACAAGAAAUUUCCCAGGUUACUUUCCAGAUAGCCCAUUAAAUAUAAUUCUUAAGAGAGAUCAGAUGGUGGGCUUAGACCUAAGCCAUACACAUUUAUUGUGCCACGUUCUGUUUUGGCUGACAGAAAUGGUAUUGUUUAGUAAUGUUUCUAUCUACUCCAUAAUUACCUUUUUAGAUCCAUCCCUUCCUCUUUAUUUCAUAAGACUGCUGGGAAGUGAUUUUUUUUUUUAAUUGGGAUUUCUUAAGAAUAAAGCUUUUCCAGAAGCGUGAGGUCAUUCUCAAAGGAAAAGUUACUGCCUUGGUUGCUCCAGAGGGCUUCCCCUCAUGCCAGUGUGUUUGGUUUCAUGCUAGAAGCACAUUCAGCAGUCAGCGACUCAGAGCUUGUUUUUCUGUAGGCAGUCAAUAGAUUUUACUAGAAUUCAGGAAGAAGCAAAAUAUCACAUCUCUACGAACAUCUGGAAAAUGUAUUUUCUUUAUUCAUUUAUAUAAUCACUUCCUCCUAGGUCACAGUGAGGCAGACAUGGAAAAUAUCUUUUUCUUUUUCUUUUCUUUUUUUUUUUCAGAUUCAUCUAAUUUUAGGCAUUGCUGAUUACACUUUGACACUAACUCCAGUUGAUUUACUUAUUAUGUUGGUUGGUGCAAAAAUAUUCCUGUUGAUAUGUAAUUCUCUUACGUAAAAAUGUAUCCCACCUUUAAAACAAACUUAAAGCAACUUUCUAUCCAUUCUAGGCUUUCUUCACAAAUGGUGAGCCUCACUAUGGGAUAACCAUAUUUAAGGAGUGGAACCUGGAAUAAAAUGAAAAGUCACUUAGACAACUUCAGAGUCUUUAUCCAGGUCAUUCCAGAAAAUGGCAUUAAGACAUUGAGAUUCAAAGCAAAUGGGCAAAUUGAAACGUUUCUGAAAUUUACAAGGGUCCUUUCACCUGGGGGUUAAUAGUUCAGUCUCGAGGCAGAGUUUCGAUGACCUAGGACCAGAUGAUUAGCACAUAGGAAACGGCCAGAAGCCAACUGGAAUUUUGUCUGCUAACUGUUCCCAGACAGCAGACCAAGUAUUCACUGGACGGCGGUGUCCCGAGACUCUAGUUCAUAUUCUGCAGAAGUAAAUCAGUUUUCACCAACUGAAAUGUCUCGCUUUGAAAGUAGCAAACAUGAUUUGUAUGUUAACUUAACUUUAAUUUCCUGUGUAGUUUAUACCCAAAGCAGGCACCCAUAAAGUAUGAAGUAAAAACUUUCAACCAUUAUUAAAAAGAGAACUCGCCAAGCUAAAUGGCAUUGUUUUGAACUUAUUCUAAAAGGUUACAGCUAGCCCACUUAAGCAAAACUCAGAGAGUUCAAGAUUCAUAAAAAGGGCAUUUUUGUCUCUUAAGUUGUGUGAUUGUAUAAAGAUCACCACCCUAAAUCUUCUUAUAUCUUUCCUUUUCCAUUGGAAAAAAUAUUAUUAACUCUCUGUGAAGGAAACAUGUUCUCUUUAAAAUAGUGUCACAGCUAAAUGGAAAUAUACUAAGUAAACAUUCAUGGUAAAAUAAUCUACAGUAAAAUAUUUUUACAAAAAUCCUCUCUUUUAAGGAUUCCCUUUGCUUCUUCCUUUGAAUUCUCUGAAAUAGGCAGCUCCCAGAACAUAUACUCCAGGGUUUGGCUUUGUGCUCCAUGUGGUUUUGCAUUUUGCUGUAUUUCAAAAAUGUCCUUCUGUUAAAGGAAAAUAUUGUGGAUAACCACAGGCGUGUUCUUAGAUCAGCACAAGCCGUGUCAGAGAAAAUGGGAGAUUCUUUUUCCAAGUUCCUUUCCCCUGAUCCUAUGCAGUCAUAAACAAUGGCACUCGUCCUCUUUGGCCCUUGCUCUCAGUAUAAUCACACAGUUUCACUGUCCCAACUGUAUCUCUUUGUGGGUCUAUUUUUCUUCUAGUUAUUCUAGUUCGAGUGAUUUCUGAUGAGACCUGCCCUCUCCUGGAAUUUCAGUUGUUGUGUUAGAGAAUAUGUUUAUUUUGCUACAGUGUGGCAUGCUUAGCAUUAAUGCCUUUUCCCAGAGUUUUGCAUCCCGCUAAAGGGAGGUGUCAAUGUGAAUGAAGCGGGUGUUUACAGUCUGAAGUACAGUGUUCCUAUCCAGCCGUAAGGUGGGAGUGUAGCUCAGUGAGCUUCCUGAGUGUUUUCCAUUCCACUUCAGGUCUGUUGUAACUUCCUCCGAACCCUGAUAUGGUCUGUGUGAUAGAUGGAACUUCGUCAUGUCUAGCAUAACAAAAUAAAAUACACAGCUUUUUAGGAAUUGGAAAAAUAAACUGUCUAUUUGAUAGGUCAGUCUAUUUUAUUAUCACAUGCUAAAUCUUGCAUGCUUAUUGACUAAUUUGGAAUAAACAUUUACUCAACUAUGGACAGAUUAUUGAAAUAGUAUUAAUUCAGAACAGUAUAUUGCAUUUCCAGAAAUCAUCUACCCCAAAUUACUCUCUGAUUAUUGCUUUUAUCGAUAGCUGUGUUUUAUAACAUAGAAGAGCAGUGGGGUCUGUUUAUUAACAAAUGGCCUGUGUGUUCAGAUAUAAAUUCAUCUAUUCCAAAACAUUGUCAUGAAACCAGUUUCUGAUUUAGGAUUAAAAUUUUAGGAUUAAAAAGUAGUGCUAUAGAUUAAUUUUAUGGCUUUUUAGUAUAGCAUCAGUCAUAAUUCUCAAUUACGAAAUGGGACCUAAUACCAGUAUGUGGUCAAUGUUGAUGUUUUCCGUGUACAAACACCUUUUCUAUGCAUGUGUCUUCAUGUGUAACAGUAUACACACAGUUUGUUUCUGUAAGUACCUGUAUUCUGUGCCCCUUUGGAUAAGUAGGUUUAAAAGCCCUUGUUAAAAUGCCACAAGCAUGAGUGUGAUUGUAUGUGCACUGUAUGUAUGUGUAUGGGUAUAAAUAUGUAUGUAUAUAUGUGCUUUGUAUGUGUGGAUCUGAAUCUAUUUUUUAAACUGUGCUAAUACAAGAGGUAGCUUUGGAGAGUCUGCCAUAAUAUGUAACAACAGUGGUCCAUUUCUCAGACAGUAUGUGAGGCAUACAAAAUUUUAUCCAGAUUGUAUUCAUGCUGAGAGGCACAAAGUUAAGAGAUACCAUGACAAUAUGCUGGAAUAACAUCGACAGGCAUUUGUAUCUAAAUCACAGCAUUGCUGUCUAAGAAGAAAUAACACCUGGAAACCUACCUUUAAGAUCUCUAAUUAUCCUUAGGUUGCUGAACUGACUCUUAAACAGCUAAGUUGGUCUACAUAGUCAUAUUUUCUUUCUAGCAAAGAAAUAGAGGGAUACAGUAAUGUAAUAAAAGCAGUGGAUCUCUCUGAAUAAAUUGGCUAAAAAUGCAGAAGAGACAUUUUUAAUAUUUUGGAGAUAGGUCACCGAUCCCGUUUUUCAAGUGAACACUUUUGUAUUUGGAAUUUGAAAUUAACAGGAAUCUCCUUAACAUUGAGACUAAAUCGUACAUACAUAAAUCUCUAUUUAUGGAACUCAAUGAAAGGAGAUACUAUGUGAAACUCAAAGCACGAGAUUUGUACCAUUUCACCCAGAGGACUGCUAGCUCUGAACUGAGAGUUGAAUGUGAAGCUAGAUGAUUUUCAGAGAAACAAUUGUGAGUUCACUCAAUCACUCAGUCCUUUCUUAAAAGCUCAAAUGAGUCUUCUAGGUAAUCUUAAGUCAUCCUGUCUAGUUGGUGUGUUUAAAAUUAUGUGGUGCUCUGUAUUCUGAGCUUUAAGACUAUUUUUGAAGCAUAUGUAGUAUAAGCUUUGCUCUCGGUAUAUAUGUGUAAGAAUGUGUGAAUGUGUGAGAAUGAGAGAGGGAAAGCUCAAGGACAGUCUCUUGUUUGUCUCAAGACCUGUUCAUUCUGGUAUGUUCCUGAGACCUUUCACUUCUCUGAUCUGGGUUUCUCGCCUGGAUCAGCUCAAGGCAUCUAUUUCUCUAAUUUUCAUCCUUGAAUCCCUCCAAUUUUGCUCAUUAUGUAAUGUUUUGAAAGUUAUGGUAAAAAUUACUCUGUCUAACCUCUUGCAUUGUCUACUGCCAAUGUGAUAAAAAUUAUUCCUGCCAACCAGAAACUUCACCAUGACUGCAGUGGAGUUGGAUUUCACGUGUACAGUCUGUGUUUUUGCUUGCUUGUCUAUGUUAUUUUUACUCCCCCUUUUAAAUCAAAUUCCUCUUUUGCCUUUUUAUGAAGAAGCAGUGUACAGAAGCAAAAUCUUGUCUCUGCUGUUGUCUUUGAUUAAUUUGAGCCAGAAUACUUUCCACUGUCUUCUUGGCACUUUGGGGUUUCUGAAUGCUGGUAUAUGGAUGGACUCUGCAAUGGAAAAUUCGAAGCCAUUUCCUAAAGCCUGUAUCAGUCGUGAAGGUCACAUGUACCUGUUGUGAAAAUGUGAAGCUGUAUUUCUGAACCUGAAAUAAAUGAUAACAUUUGAAGGA
Pipistrellus kuhlii (Kuhl's pipistrelle) is the source of this 7476-nucleotide messenger RNA. It is a transcript of the gene DNM3, whose product is annotated as dynamin 3. Gene Ontology annotation, molecular function: microtubule binding; GTPase activity; GTP binding. The transcript is spliced from 22 exons. The record is from RefSeq and is a predicted model, not a curated record. NCBI's taxonomy places the organism in Eukaryota, Metazoa, Chordata, Mammalia, Chiroptera, Vespertilionidae. Gene Ontology annotation, cellular component: membrane; cytoplasm; microtubule. Bases 151 to 2769 code for a protein of 872 amino acids.